Messenger RNA from Danio rerio (zebrafish), 2100 nucleotides. NCBI's taxonomy places the organism in Eukaryota, Metazoa, Chordata, Actinopteri, Cypriniformes, Danionidae. The record is from RefSeq and is a predicted model, not a curated record.
CACACUGGCACGGAUCAGACGCUUUGUUAGUGAGGGAGAGACGGCUAGCACUGUGAAAUAGAGAGUUCCCCUCUUUUGCGACAUUUUUUAUUUUAUUUGUUCGUAGGAUGGCUGUGUUUCACACGUAGAAUACAUGCUACAUUAACUUCAAAGGCCAAUAGGAAGUUUCGAACUGCUCAUAAGGCAUAAAAAGUUAGGCAGCUACAGUUAUUUCGGCUGACAUCCGUUUUAAAUUGAUCCAAGUUUCGUCGAUUUAGCCUUAAAUGUGGAGCAGACACGUAAUGAAUGAUUUUCGAAAGGAAGCUGAAAUGAAGAGAUGCGAGUUUAGUAGUUUGAGCAGCAGUGUGUGCGCCUGUGUCUGUAUUCACUGACACCGUUUUAAACGCAGCCCGCAUAAUAACCGGCAUCUUAAUGUAAAGCGAUCAUUUCAACUGAUAUUUGGUAACUUGACGUCGUGUAUUGAUUUGUGUACGCUAGGCUAGCCAAAAGAUCUUACAAAUGUGUCUGGAUGCUAACCAUUUUAAUCAGUGACAGACUUAAAGCGAAAUCUUUAGUUUUAAGGUUUAGAGGCGGAUGAACUCUAAAAUGUCCUUCAGCAAAAUGAGCUAAGUGUUUUUAUGCGAAUAACUAGUUCGUUUUAUUCGUCGAGGAGGAAAUAUUUCCCCUUUUUACGUCCACUCCUUUAACGUUAGCUCGAUGGUCAAAUAAGAAAAACUAACUGCCGCCGAUGUUAAGCUAGUAACACUUCGGCCUUUCUUAAAGGAUCUCACAACCCACAAUUAUUUGCUUAGUAAAGUUUAUUUAGCGAACAAACAACCCACUCAGAGCACAUAUUUCGUUCUAAGUUAGAUCGAGAAAUCCUCACACACGGCUGUGGUAUUGCUAGCCGGUGUGCUAGCAUCCGCCUCAGAAAUGUCGAAUAUCUCCAACGAAGCUGUGAUCUUGAUUAAAGAUGUAAAACCCGGAUCCAAAAACCUUAAUAUCGUCUUUAUAGUUUUGGAGAUCGGUCGGGUGACGAAGACAAAGGACGGGCACGAGGUGCGCUCGUGUAGAGUGGCGGAUAAGAGCGGCAGCAUCGCCAUCUCUGUGUGGGAUGAGCUGGGCAGCCUCAUCCAGCCCGGGGACAUCAUCCGCCUUACGAGAGGGUAUGCUUCGAUCUGGAAAGGGUGCCUUACACUGUAUACUGGACGAGGAGGAGAUCUACAGAAAAUAGGAGAAUUCUGUAUGGUGUAUUCUGAGGUUCCAAAUUUCAGUGAGCCUAACCCUGAGCUGCUAGCACAAGCUAACCAACAGAACAAGACGAGUAAAGAACAGCGUGGAAAUUCUCCACCAAAUCAAAAUGCAGGUACUCCUGUGCAGACAGGUAAUGGAACUGUGCCAGUGUUUUCCAAUAACAAUGCUGCACCUGUGCCACGGGAUCCAAACUUUGGGGCUUCAGGAAGACCAAAUGGGCGUGCUCCAGGCAAUGGACCACCCCCAGUAACUGCAGGGGGAACCCCUGCUCCACCCAAACCCACAGUCACCAUUAGCAAUGGCAGGGACCCAAGAAGGGCUUCAAAGAGAUGAGACUUCAAAACCAUUUCCAUGUUCCCACUCCUUUCUAAAAUUCAUCCACAAACCAUCCUUACAGAACACAAAACAAUACUGCCAAAAGAUACGAGGUUUAAUGCUACUGUUUUGCCACAUGUGCUUUUGUUAUUUGCAAAGUAUGAUUAUUUGUUUCACACAAGUAUAGAGUUCAACUUGUCCCAGUUAAGGGUAGGCCUUUUUUGCCAUUUAAGUGCUGAUUCAGUGGCCCACCGCUGCUUCCCUUUUCCUAAAUGUUAAACUAUACACCAUACUUGAACACUCGAUGCACUUUCUUUUUGUUUAUCAUGAAUGCAUUGCCAUGCCAUUCAGGAAUGAUUAACUGCUGUUGGAAACUGGGGAAUGAACUUCAAAGUGACUGAAGACUACAUGGGUUCUUCCCUUUACUCCUUGGCCAAAAAAAUAAUAAUAAUUACCAGAAGUGACCGUGUGAAAGGAGAGGUGAUGGUUUGCUCGAACUAUUAGAAUUAUUUAAUUAGGAAUAAAUCAAGAACAAAAUAUUGGGAUUCCUGC